UCAUUUAGUAGUAUUGCAUCAUCGAUAUGUGUUUUACUGUGGCACACAUGGUAGACUAUUAGCAAUAAAAGUUCCAAUUUUUAAGUUUUCAUGGUGAUAUGAAGUUAAGAAUAUAAAAAUUUGCAUAAGAUAUAAAAAUGGCGCCAAAAAACAAAGAAAAUACAUCUGGAAAUAAAAAGAAAAGACAAAUUUCUGAAGAAGAAGAUGAUGAAGAUUAUCGAAGACGUAGAGAUAGAAAUAAUCAAGCUGUGAAACGUUCUAGAGUUAAAAGCAAAUUACGUACCCAACAAACAUUGGAACGUGUAAAUCAAUUAAAAACAGAGAAUGAAUUACUUGAAGAAAAAAUUAAAAUGCUUACAAAAGAAUUAGGAUUUUUGAAAGAUCUUUUUCUUGCACAUGCAGGUUCAAGUCAACAUUCUGUAAAUUUUCAAGAUAUAGACUUGAAUGCUCUUUUGGCUGAAGAUACAAAAUCUAUGGAACAAAUGAAAGAAGUAUCUAAACCAUAGAUCAUAAUAAAUUCCACGUGAAGUAAGUAACGUGGUAUUGAUCAGAUCUAAGAUGAAGAUGUACUUUGGUUCGUCUAUUUUUAAAAAAGGUCAGACAUCUUGGAAAGAUGUUUGCUUAAAAAUGCAAUUUCUAAUGAAUUUAAGAUGCAUGAUGUUAAUGUAUGCAAUUCAUUGCAUGUGAAAUUCAUUAUUAUUGAAAUCUCAAGUACUGAUCAAAAAAAGUACAAAAUUUAAACAUUAAAAGAUUAACAUUGCAUGUAGAGAUUGUUUUCAAUGAAGAA
Molecule: messenger RNA, 787 nt
Organism: Apis dorsata (giant honeybee)
Lineage: Eukaryota; Metazoa; Arthropoda; Insecta; Hymenoptera; Apidae
Gene: Irbp18
Product: CCAAT/enhancer-binding protein gamma
Exons: 4
Coding region: 138-506 (122 amino acids)
Biological process (GO): regulation of transcription by RNA polymerase II; DNA-templated transcription
Molecular function (GO): DNA-binding transcription factor activity, RNA polymerase II-specific; RNA polymerase II cis-regulatory region sequence-specific DNA binding
Source: RefSeq, a predicted model, not a curated record